Molecule: messenger RNA, 1007 nt
Organism: Petromyzon marinus (sea lamprey)
Lineage: Eukaryota; Metazoa; Chordata; Hyperoartia; Petromyzontiformes; Petromyzontidae
Product: histone-lysine N-methyltransferase PRDM7-like
Molecular function (GO): protein binding
Source: RefSeq, a predicted model, not a curated record
AAGUGGAAGCCCUGGAGUACGUGUGGAGCAUCUUGCAGGGCGUGGAGGAGCAGCAGCAGGAGGAGGAGUUCAGGGGAUUUGAGCUGAGGGAGGUGCACAAGGCCAGGAUGGCGAUGUUCAGGCUGGAGCGCAGAGCCACCGCCUGCAAGGAGGCCCUGAGGGUGGUGCUCCAGAGGAUACGUGGAGGCUCCUCCGUGCCGCCGGCCUCCUCCGCCCAGGCUGCGGCGGUGUCGCUCAGCGCUCGCUCUCGCUACGGCCUGCGGCAGCGCGAGAGGAAAGUCUACACAGAGGUGGAGGAGCCCCAGGACGACGACUUCUUCUUCUGCGAGCUGUGCAGGGAUUUCUACCUGGGGGAGUGCUCCGUGCACGGCCCGCCAGAGUUCAUCGCGGACGCGGCCGUGGCCCCGGGAGUGGCCGACAGGGCCCGGCUCAGCCUGCCCCAGGGCCUCACCGUCGGCGCCUCCUCCAUCGCCGGCGCCGGCCUCGGGGUGUGGAGCAACAGGAAGAAGCUGCCCAAGGGGGUGAUGUUUGGGCCCUACCAGGGAGAGGUGUCUGAGGAGAACCCCGUGAGCGAGUACUGCUGGCUGAUUUACAAAAACAAAAAGGAUCGUGAAUAUGUUGACGCUCAGGAUGAAUCUAAAUCAAACUGGAUGAGGUUCGUCAACUGCGCGAGGAAUGAGCAGGAGCAGAACCUGGUGGCCUUCCAGCACCGGGGGCAGAUUUACUACCGCACGUUCCGUGCCGUGGGGCCCGGCUCUGAGCUGCUGGUCUGGUACGGCGAGGAGUUCGCCCAGGAGCUGGGCAUCGCCUGCGAGGCCGAGCCCUCGCGACGCCGCAGCAGCAGCAGCAGCGAGUUGGCUCCCAGGGCCACCGCCAGAGACCUGCAGCCCGUGCAGCCUCCACCAAGCGAGGAACACUGUGAGCACCGCUCACCAGAGACUCACCACUGCUCACCAGACUAUAGCCACCACUCACCAGAGAUAAUAGCCACCACUCACCAGGGAUGA